This is a messenger RNA of Folsomia candida, 1418 nucleotides long. RefSeq names its product trypsin-1. Gene Ontology annotation, biological process: proteolysis. Lineage: Eukaryota; Metazoa; Arthropoda; Collembola; Entomobryomorpha; Isotomidae. The coding region runs from base 459 to 1253 and encodes 264 amino acids. Gene Ontology annotation, molecular function: serine-type endopeptidase activity. The record is from RefSeq and is a predicted model, not a curated record. The transcript is spliced from 6 exons.
AUAUGUAAUACAUAUAUGUAUGUAUGUAUGUACAGUGCAUGUGUAUGUAAAUAUGUGCAUACCUCGUAUAACAUGCACACACCAAACAAUCAAACAUUCAUAAAAUUUACAAAAAACCCGACUUCUUAAAACUAUUGGAAAUUUAGACCUGUUAUCAGUACAACUUCCCCGUCGGAGAAAAUACCGAAAAACGACUGCACUAGUUAUCUACAUGUUUUUGGUGGAAGAAUGCAUGUAAAAGCCAUCCUUGAUGAAACCGGACUUUUCAAAAUGAUAGGAAAUUUUAUUUUAAGCCAUUAUCAGCACAACUUCCCACCCGUGCAGAAAUUCCAAAGUACAUACGUGGACCAAUUAUGCAUGCUUAUCAUGGUCCACCGAAGAGUAUAAAAGCGAAGCAUUUUCCAUGACAAAUUAUCAAUCCCACACAGCCCAUCCAAUUCCAAUCAUCUUAUCCAAACAUGAAAUCUGCAACAAUCUUCCUCCUCCUCGGCGUCGUCGCCGCCCUGGCUUCUGCCAUGCCCAAAUUGGACCCCGCCAUUUUCCAAGUGGCCGACCCUCGCCUGAUCAUCGGGGGCGUGGAAGCCACGAGGCACGAAUUUCCCUUCAUGAUCGACCUGCGAAUUGAUGGGCAGCAUAAUUGCGGGGGGUCGAUAGUGUCCCCAGAUUGGGUCGUUACUGCGGCUCACUGCUCAACCUUUUUAGCCAAUCGGUACACCCUUGUCGCAGGGGAGCACAACCUGACCCUCAACGAGGGGACGGAACAGAGUCGUAGGGUCGCGGCCAUCGUGAGACAUCCAGGUUACAACAGACCGACCCCUUUAAACAACGAUAUCGCCCUGAUGCGAGUCGAUCGUCCCUUCGAAUUCAACGAGUUUGUCGGCCCCGUUGUCAUCCCAGAUCUUGACUUUGUCCCAACUGCCUUGGCCACCGCGGCGGGAUGGGGCAUGCUCGAUUACCCGAUCGGUGACCUUUCCGAUGUCCUCAUGAAGGUUGAAGUCCCCUUCGUGGAGCAAGAGACCUGCCGAAUCGCCAACAUUGACGUUAACCCCGUCACAGACACCAUGGUCUGCUAUGGGGUUGUAGGAAAGGAUUCGUGCAAAGCUGAUUCCGGCGGUCCAUUGAUGUGCGGAUCGGACAAUGCGCUGUGUGGGAUCGUUUCUUGGGGCGAGGGGUGUGCCCUGGACGGGUACCCCGGAGUUUACGCGAAGACAUCAUACUUUGCUGAAUGGAUCAGGUCAACCAUCGCUGCUUAAAUUGAGUGUCCUUCAAUGAAUGACAUUCAUAUUGAUAUUCUUGGAAGAAACAAAUUUAUGGAAAUAAUUAUGUUUACAUAUGCAAAAUUCAAAAAAAUAAUUAAUGACUCUGUAACGCCCUAGAUUGAGUAUUAUUUAUUAAAAUUGUGUCUGAUUAUUCUGAAA